UCUCUCUCUCUUUUUUUCUUAUAUAUAUCAUCUCCACAAUCCCUUCUUUCUCUUCCUUCUUCCUUCUUCCUGCACGUCGGUGACAGGUGACAUGAGUUCGCGAACGGCGAGGAGCACGCGGCGGAGGAAGAUGAAUUUGGAGCUCGACCUCAACCGUGAUCCACCCGCCGAGAAUGUUCGGGAAGAGGAGGAGGGACCCUCCACGCAGCAUCAACAACAGCAACUUCCCAUGAUUGACGUCGAAGCCAUUGAUGACGAUGUUGUAGAAUCUUCACCUAGGUCUUUCGCGCAGGCUAAGAGCAAUAAUGCGAGGAGGAGAGUUCGCAGGAGGAUGGUUGUUGAUGUGGACUUAGAAGAAGAGACAAGAGGUGAUCCCCAAAACCAAACAAUCAUCAAUGGUGCUCUUUAUAUAAAUUUGGAAAGCAGUAGCUGUUCUGUGUGUGAAAAUGCUAGGAAGUCACCUGAAUGUCCUAAGGAGCCUCCUAAGGAGCCUGUAUUUAAUUGUCCAAUAUGUAUGGCUCCUUUGGUAGAAGAAAUGUCAACAAGGUGUGGUCAUAUUUUUUGCAAGAAUUGCAUUAAAGCGGCUGUAGCUGUACAGGGUAAAUGCCCUACAUGUAGAAAGAAGGUUACAAAGAACCAGCUAAUAAGGGUGUUUCUUCCAGCAACUAGUUAAAGAUCUCCAUCUGAGGAGAACUAGGAUCAUGUAAGAACCUCCAUUGUACUCUGGAGAUUGCCGAGUGACUUUGUUGUAGCUGUGUUGUUGCUGACAUGUUCGGUGUAGCAGAUGCUCAUUUGUUAAACAAUGUUCAUAAACCUCAGUUUUUUUGUUUUUUUGUUUUUUUUUUACUUAUUGGUGAAAGGAUAUCUUAUAAGGAAUUUUUAUGGAUGAUUAGUUUACUGAUAGCAUUCCUUUACUUUAUUGUUAGUGGAGCCGAGGAGCCAUAUAAGUAGCUAUUUAAUUUUUUUCAAGUGUUUUUCAAUACCUGUGGUUUUAGAUGAUAUUUAUUUGUAUGAUAAAAUGUUGUUUUCUA
This is a messenger RNA of Cajanus cajan (pigeon pea), 1031 nucleotides long. RefSeq lists its product as uncharacterized. Gene Ontology annotation, molecular function: SUMO-ubiquitin ligase activity; ubiquitin protein ligase activity; SUMO binding. The record is from RefSeq and is a predicted model, not a curated record. Gene Ontology annotation, cellular component: SUMO-targeted ubiquitin ligase complex. Gene Ontology annotation, biological process: ubiquitin-dependent protein catabolic process. NCBI's taxonomy places the organism in Eukaryota, Viridiplantae, Streptophyta, Magnoliopsida, Fabales, Fabaceae.